This is a messenger RNA of Tachysurus fulvidraco (yellow catfish), 2423 nucleotides long. RefSeq names its product MAGUK p55 scaffold protein 7b (gene mpp7b). Bases 34 to 1815 code for a protein of 593 amino acids. The transcript has 18 exons. Gene Ontology annotation, molecular function: protein binding. The record is from RefSeq and is a predicted model, not a curated record. Lineage: Eukaryota; Metazoa; Chordata; Actinopteri; Siluriformes; Bagridae. Gene Ontology annotation, biological process: protein localization to adherens junction. Gene Ontology annotation, cellular component: cell-cell junction; plasma membrane.
CGCUCUCUUCCCAACCUUCAGCAUUCUGAAGAAAUGAUGUGCACGUCUACGCAUCACCACAGUGCAUGCAGCAUGCUAGUCACUCUGCUAUAUAGACUGGAGCCUUACAUGGAUGCUACUGAGGAGAGCAGUUUUCUUCAGGACAUGCUAAUGGCUAAUUCGCUGCAUGUAGUCAUCAAGCUCCAUGAGAGGCUGCAGAGGUUCAACACCGAGAAACCAGCACCCAUCCAGGAGCACGCUGAACAUCUGGUACACCAGGUAAUGAAGGAACUGCGUGCUUUAGAGGCCAGACCUGAGAUUACGGAAUUGAUGUGCGUGUUAUCGAAACCUCACGUGCAGGACCUUCUCGCGGUGCACGAUCACGUGGCCCAGAAGGAUUACGAGCCCAAACUUCCAUCGCUGGAAUCUGACCACGACGACGACGACGACGACGACGACGACGACGAUGAUGAUGAUGAAGACUCGGUCAGGAUUAUCCAACUGAUAAAAAGCAAAGAACCACUGGGAGCCACAGUGAAACGGGACGGGUUGACCGGUGCCCUCGUCGUGGCUCGUGUUAUGAGAGGAGGAGCUGCAGACAGAAGCGGUCUUAUCCAUGAAGGUGAUGAACUCAGGGAGGUAAAUGGAGUCCCAAUGCAAGAUAAGAACCCUGAGGAGAUCAUCCCUAUCCUGGCACAGUCGGACACGGCCGUAACCUUCAAAGUGAUCCCAGGCACCAAAGACCAGCUGGAACCCGACGACACCGAGGUCUUCGUCAGGGCGAUGUUUGACUACCAUCCGGAAAAGGACCCUGCUAUUCCGUGUAAGGAAGCUGGGUUGGAGUUCUGGAGAGGGGAUGUGCUGCAGAUUGUCAGUCAGGAAGAUGUGACUUGGUGGCAGGCAAGAAGGAUUGCUGAUGCUAACCCUCGAGCUGGACUCAUCCCGUCACGGCAGCUUCAGGAGAGGAGAGCGGUGUUACAGAGACCCGAGGCACUGUUUCAGACGUCCACAGCUCUGAAGUUAAACUCCGACGACGAUGAAGAAGAUGCAGAUUACGUGGCGAUACAUGGGAUACACCUCGCCGGGUUGAGGAGAAGUUUCCGGCGGAGUAAGAAGGACCGCGUGAAACGGAAGAAGAGCGAAGCUGAAAUAGAGAACCAGGAUUCCAGCUACCUGGAGGUGAUGCCUUAUGUCAGACAGCCAGGAGAACCUCAUCGCCUCGUGCUGCUGGUCGGGCCCACAGGUGUCGGUGUAACUGAGCUGAAAAGAAAACUUUUUCUUUCUGAUCCUGAGCACUUUGGCGUCGCUGUUCCACACACGACCCGUGAGCGUAAGAGACACGAGAGAGAGGACGUGGACUACUAUUUUGUCUCCAAACGGGCUUUUGAGACCGAUAUCCUGGAGCACAAGUUUAUCGAGUACGGAGAACACGGCGGGAACUAUUACGGCACCAGCCUGGAUUCGGUCCGCAAGGUUCUAGCGGAGAGCAAGGUGUGCUUGUUGGAUGUGGAGCCCCAUGCUGUAAAGUUGUUGUACACAACAGAAUUCAAACCGUAUGUUACGUUCGUUAAACCUCCGGCGAUCGAACAGCUGAGGCUCAGCCGGAGAAAAGCGAAGAUCCUGGCCAGCUGUGACGAAGCCAAGCCAACGAGGACGUUUAUGGAGGCAGACUUCAAGGAGAUGAUUAACACUGCACAGGAUAUGGAGGAUAAUUACGGCUACUUGUUUGAGAAGAUCAUCAUCAACGACGAUCUGGCCGCGGCGUCCGCCGAGCUGAGAGCCGAACUGAAGAAGCUUGAAAAGGAAAGCAACUGGAUUCCUAAAAUAUGGGCUUAAAUACUGUGAGGAGUCAUAUCAUGAAUCAUAAAUCAUGAAUGAGUCAUGAAUCAGCAAGUUAGAUAUUCAAUUCAGUUCAAUUCCAUUCGUUCGUCUAGCGCAUUUAACAACCGACAUCGUCUCAGAGCAGAUUUACAGAAAUAUAGAAACGUUUGAAUGUUUGGAAUGAAAUGACUGUUUAUCUCUAAAAUCUAUCCUUAAUGAUCAAGCCUGAGGUCAUGGUGGCAAGACAAAAACAUCCCUGAGAUGAUAUGAGGAAGAAACCUUGAGAGGAACCAGACUCAGAAGGAAACCUCAUCCAAAGAUGGCGUGAUAGUCUCCAAAAUCUAUUUUCAGAAUAUAUUAUUAUUAAUUCCUUGAACUGAGGUUGCGUCGGUCAGCUUUGUGCUCGGGUCUUCGUCGGAGAACAUCUGUAGAUGUCGGCAAGAAGGGAUUAGUGUUAAGUCUGUAAUGACUCUGACCUGUUGGUUCAUUAGGAGCUUUUGAUUGGAGUUUAUUCCACUCACCUAUAAACAGUUGUAGAAAGGACAUUAUGUACAUUUACAUUUUUCCUGUCCGGUGUCCCACAAAUGAGGAUGAGGUUUACUUGGGUUAGGGUUAGGGUUAGG